AAGCACAAGCGCGCGAAGCGCGCGCUUAGGGCCUCGCGUUCAUUAAGGGCCUCCACAAAAUAGUCAUAUCGAAUAUUUUAAGCCCCGUUAUGUUUCCCUCUUGUUGCAAAAAAAAACCGGUACGAUCCGUACCGGGUACCGCACGGAUUAAUUAUCCAGACUCCAGAGUAAUUUUACCUGUUACUUGUUUACAGUUACACCUUAUUUGCAUUUUAUGAUUCGUCAAGCUUUUGUUCUUUUCGUAUUUGAGGAUGCCCGUUGCAUUGGUAUGAUGUCGUAGAAAUUUGCGCUUUUCAGUUUACUCUGCAGUCUCAAGUCUGAAGUCUGUCUGCUUAGUCAGCUACAUCUAACAAGCGAUUGUGCGAGAACUGUUUUUAAGUCAGUUGCUUUUGCAUUCGUGUAACGUGUUGUGUUAAUACAGUGAAGUUAAGUUAAAAUAAACGUUGUUACUUGUUAGGUUAUUUAAGUUUACUUAUACUACAGAAAAGUUAUUGUGUGAAGGAAUACGUAACCAACUAUCUAUGUUGAAGAUGAAGAGAAAAUUUGAAUCUGGAGCUGAAAAACGAAAAAAAUUGAAAGCUAAGCAGCAAUGUGCGGAGAAAUUACGAGGAUCCCUGUCAAAUUUUUUAAUUUCCGAUACCGAUACGGCAUGUUCUUCCUCCUCAUCAAUGCUCCCCGUUACGCGCGAGUGUGAGAUUAAUGUAAAUGACACAGUGGAAGCGACGAGUGAAUGUUUGACGGUUUCUUCGGAAGCAUCUGUUCAAGAAUUCCCGUUGCAAAGAAAUGAUGUUCCGGUUCCUUCUGUAGAGACACAAAGCUCCAGUUGUGUAAAUUUUCCUUUAGAUAUUGCUUUAUGGCCAUCGCAUAUAUCUGAUGAUAAAAUCAUUGACUAUUUAAUCGAUAACAAACCACAAAAUAUUGGUGACGUAGGUUUGCUAAAGUCAGAAUUUGUGGAUCGUAAUAGAAAAUACAGUCGAAGCUUCUGUACCUCCAAUUUUUACACCACAAAGGCAAACGGUACCAAGGAAUUUAGAGAAUGGCUGAGAUUUUCUACAACUAGCAAGUGUGUUUACUGCUACGUGUGCAAAUUAUUCUCUCAUUCAGAAAACAAACUUAAAGACGGGUAUAACGAUUGGCGAAAUGUGAAUAAGGCACUAAAGGAACAUGAGAGUUCCUUAGAUCAUGUUCGUUCCAUCUUGGCGUUUAAGAGAAGAUCGUCGGCACUAGGACGUGUUGAUAGUAAUAUGGUCAAACAGCUAGAAGAGCAGCAACAAUAUUGGAGGGAAGUUUUAAAACGAAUUAUAGCUACUGUCAAAUUGCUAUCAACCCUGGGCCUAGCGUUUCGAGGCCAUCGAGAAACAAAUGAAGAUAGAAAAGGAAAUUUUUUGACCUGCAUCGAUUACUUAGCGGAAUUCGAUCCAUUUCUUAAGGCUCACUUGCAAAAAUAUAGUAACCCUGGUAGCGGCCAUGUGAAUUAUUUAUCUCAUGCAGUGUGUGACGAAUUUAUAAACAUUAUGGGCUCCGAGGUGAAACAAAAGUUGAUUUCAGACGUGAAAAAUGCUACGUAUUUCGCUAUAAUUGUAGAUUCUACACCAGACAUUACACAUACAGACCAGUUAACCCUUAUUCUCCGAUUCGUGGACGAGAAAGGUAAAAUUCGUGAAAGGUUUUUUGGAUUUUUAGAAAUCGAACAGCACGAUUCCAGUUAUUUAGAGAACGUCAUUUUGUCAGCACUUAGUAGCCUUACGCUAAGUAUUACACAAUGCAGAGGUCAGUCUUAUGACAACGCCGCAAAUAUGUCGGGCAAAUACUCAGGUUUGCAAACGCGGAUAAAAAGUCACUGUCCAUCUGCCGUGUUUGUUCCAUGUGCCAGCCAUUCCCUUAAUUUAGUAGGAAAUGCGGCUGCUGAAUCGUGCCCAAAAGCUGUGCAAUAUUUUGCGUUCGUUCAAAAUGUUUAUACAUUUUUCGCUUCUUCGACACGCCGCUGGAAUGAACUAUUAAACUGUUUGAAUAAUCAGAAUAAUGGUAGUCGAUCCAUUCAUUUAAAACGAUUAUCUGAUACAAGGUGGUCAGCAAGAGCAGACGCUGUUUCUGCGUUACGGUUCGGCUACAAAUCCAUUAAAGAGGUUUUGUUUAGAUUUAGCGAAAGUGCAAAAGAGAAGGCUGUGACCCGUUUGGAGGCUAAAACACUUUAUAAAAAUUUUGAUAAUUAUGAAUAUGCCUUGAUGACUAUCCUGUGGGAUCAAUUACUUUCGCGUAUAAAUAGCACUAGCAAAUCUCUUCAAAAGGAGGACAUAAACAUUUUACAAGGAGCUAAACUACUAAAAUCCUUGUCUAAUUACAUUUUAGAUAUCCGAACAUGUGGGUUUGAAGAUAUCGAACAAUGUGCCGAUUUAUUAACGGAGAAUCAUGUAUUUCCUGAUGAAGAUACUGAUCGUCGUGUAAAAAAACGUAAAUUGCAAUUUGACGAGUCAAGAACUAAUGAUACGUGUUUAGUGGGCAGACAAGGUUUUAUUGUGACAGUGCAUAAUGUCGUGUGUGAUGUUCUUAUCGCUGAAAUAAAUAGAAGAUCAACGGCAUAUAACGAAGUCCUUGCAGAUUUUAGCGUGUUCUUCGAACAAAACAUGGAUAAAGAAGAUUUUGAAACUAGAGUACGUAAUUUGAUGACACGUUAUUCUGAAGAUAUCGACGUCGAAAACUUUAAAGAAGAGCUAAAACAAUUUCUUAAAUACACCUGGGAGGAAAAAAUUACAGAUCCAAGACUAAUGUACGAAGCAAUAGUAGAUGGUCUAAAGUCAACUUUUCCUAACGUGGAGACAAUUUUAAAGAUUUUUUUAACUAUCCCUAUUUGUAAUGCAACGGGCGAAAGAUCCUUCUCAACCCUAAAAAGGGUAAAAAAUUAUUUGCGCAAUUCAUUAAGUCAGCAACAUUUGAGUAGCUUGUCUCUUAUGUUUAUUGAAAAUGAUGUUGUUCAAAACUUAGAUUAUAACAAUAUUAUAGACAAGUUUGCUAGAGAAAAAGCCCGAAAAGUGUCGUUAUAAUAUAAUAACUACGUGUAAUUAAAUUUAAAUUAGGUUGUUUUCUUAUUUUAAAUUUAAUAAAUUUUUUUUAUCUGAUGUUUUGUAUUUACCCUAAACUAUAGGGCCUUCUCACUAACAUGCGCUUUGGGCCUCAACAAAGAUAAAUCCGCCACUUAAUCCUCGUUCCAAAAGGAAGUUUUCUAAAUCCAUAUUUAACUUUUCAGUGUAGUGUCUUUUAUAACGCCAAG
Messenger RNA from Photinus pyralis (common eastern firefly), 3268 nucleotides. Its product is annotated as zinc finger MYM-type protein 1-like. The coding region runs from base 522 to 3041 and encodes 839 amino acids. The transcript is spliced from 2 exons. Gene Ontology annotation, molecular function: protein dimerization activity. The record is from RefSeq and is a predicted model, not a curated record. Lineage: Eukaryota; Metazoa; Arthropoda; Insecta; Coleoptera; Lampyridae.